This is a messenger RNA of Monoraphidium neglectum, 369 nucleotides long. RefSeq lists its product as hypothetical. The coding region runs from base 1 to 369 and encodes 122 amino acids. The record is from RefSeq and is a predicted model, not a curated record. NCBI's taxonomy places the organism in Eukaryota, Viridiplantae, Chlorophyta, Chlorophyceae, Sphaeropleales, Selenastraceae. The transcript has a single exon.
AUGGCGGGUAUGAGUAACUUAUCUAUCUAUCUAUCGCGGCUCGGCCUGGUGAAGGCCUGCUGCGUGAGCGCGCCACUGCUGAUGGGCAGCCCUGGCAUGGGCAGCCUAAUGGCGACGGCGCAGCACAUCCUGGUGCCUCUUGGCUUGCCGCAACUGGCGGCGGGCCAGGCAGUGGCAGCAGCAACAGCGGCGGCAUGCAGCCAUGUUCGGCACGGAGCCAUCACUGGUGCUGCCGCUGCCGCAGCAGCAGCAGGGCGGCACCAGCAGCAGCAGCAGCAGCAGCAGCAGCAGCAGCAGCAGCAGCAGCAGCAGCAGCAAGCGUGCGGCCGAGGCGGCACGCGUCGAGGCAUCAGCGCCGCGCAAGCUUAA